This is a messenger RNA of Spinacia oleracea (spinach), 1488 nucleotides long. RefSeq lists its product as uncharacterized. NCBI's taxonomy places the organism in Eukaryota, Viridiplantae, Streptophyta, Magnoliopsida, Caryophyllales, Amaranthaceae. The record is from RefSeq and is a predicted model, not a curated record. Bases 1 to 1488 code for a protein of 495 amino acids. The transcript is spliced from 4 exons.
AUGGAGUUGUCAAACUAUCCUCUUUAUUGUCAUUGGGGAGGGAAAAUUUUGCAAAGUAGCGGUGUUGUUACAUAUAAAGGAGGAGGGCGAAAAUUUGGGUUUGUCAAUUCUCAAAUGAGUUAUGAUGAGGGUUUGAGUAAGGUUUAUGAUCUUAUGAUAUGUGACUCGAGAUAUGUGGAGUUGAAGCUACUAAUGAGUGAACACAUUUCAGAGCUCACUUCUCCAACUCAAACACCACAUGUAGAAGCUACAAAUGUGGUUGGGGUGGAUAGUGAUGUUGAUGAAGAUGAAGAUACUGAAAACGCUAAUGACAAAGCUAUAAGAGAAAGCGCUUCAUCACAAGUUUUCAACAAUGUUGCAGAGUUGGAUCCUAUGUUGCUUGAUUCUUGUAGGACUUGGUCCAACAACGACUUUUUCGAUGGUGAAUUUGCUAUUGGGCAAGAGUUUGAUUCGCUGGAGAAACUGAAAGACAUACUCAAAGCUUAUUCCAUAGCUACAAAUCAUUCAUUUAAGGUGUUGGAGGGUGAGCCCACAAAAUACAUAGUUAAGUGGAAAAGAAAGAGUUCAUCUAAAUGCUCAUGGAGGUUACGUGCAAUCAAGCAUCCUUGUCUUGUGUCAUUCAGAAUCGUGAGGUAUAAUGGGCCUCAUGCAAGUAAUUGUCUGGGUGACAUAAACUCAACCGAUCAUCAUCUACUCUCCUCUGAUUUUGUAUGCAAUGUGAUGAGAGAUCUUAUUAGUGCCGAUCCUUCUUUGAAAAUCCGUGUUAUUGUACAAGCGGUGAAAGACAAGUUUCAGUAUACCAUCACUUAUAAGAGAGCUUGGUCAACGAAACAAAUGGCUAUUGCAAGUAUUUUUUGUGAUUGGGAGAAAUCUUACAAAGAGUUGUCUAAUUACAUGCAAGCAUUGAAAGAGUCUAAUCCAGGAACCGUCGUGGAACCUUGUACGUUGCCUUCUAAAAAUCCUUCCUUUCACAUUUUUUUGAUAGUGUUUUGGGCAUUCAAGCCUUCCAUCGAUGGUUUUAAGCAUUGUCGACCCCUAAUCACCAUAGAUGGAAUUCAUCUAUAUGGUAAAUACAAGGGCACGUUACUCAUAGCUAUGAGUAUAAAUGCGAAUUUUCAAUUGUUCCCUCUCGCUGUUGCUAUUGUUGAAAAUGAAAAUGGUGAAAGUUGGAAAUGGUUCAUGAAAUGCAUUCGGCAUUUAGUUACUCCAGAGAGAAGGCUGGCAGGGUUCUACGGUGUACAUAGAUUGGUUGGUGGUGGAUUAGAGUUAGAUAAGUAUUUGAUCACUGCAUUGAUCGAGAGAUGGAGACAGGAGACACACUUUUCAUUUGGUGGUGAGGCUAAUGUUACUCUACAGGAGGUAGAUGUUUUGUUGGGGCUCAAAGUGGGAUGUGGGGCAGAUUUAGUCGAGGAGUUGUUAGGGAUACGACUAGAGCCUGUUGAUGAUGCAAAACUUGUUCUCCAGGGCUCAUCACUGAAGAUGACUUAG